This is a messenger RNA of Pocillopora meandrina, 4643 nucleotides long. Lineage: Eukaryota; Metazoa; Cnidaria; Anthozoa; Scleractinia; Pocilloporidae. The record is from the annotation of a GenBank genome assembly.
CUCUUAGAGUCACGUGAAUCGGUAGGAAUGGCGUUCGUAGUUAGGUCUAGGUCUAUUUAGGGAAAUACAGUUUUUAACAAUGUCAGAACUACUUUUUAAGGUGAUCAUAAUAGGUGAUGCUACCGUAGGAAAAACAAGCUUUGUCAAACGUUAUGUAAAUAACCAUUCAGGACCAGGACGGGAGUAUAAACCAACUGUAGGAGGUAGGUUUUCCCUGAUCACGUCUACAAUUUUUCUGGGAAUUUUUUAUUUUCUUAGACGAGCCGGAUUUAUUAAUUGUCUGUCAAAAACCUCUAUGAUAGCUUUAAACUGAGAUUGUCUUGACCUUCUUUGGUGCGCUAAAAUAAGGACUUAAGUCGGUCAAAGUACAGCAAACAUUUCUAAGUUGUACAUUUGACAUGUCUUGAAUUGAAGAACAAAAAAUUCCCUCACGAAACUUCUUUGAGGUAUUGUGUGCAUUUCGGUGGAGGGGUCAUUUGGUCAUUUCCUGUUAUGCGUUAACUGGAGAGAUGUUGAGUUUCCAGGCUAUUAAUAAUAGAAAGAGUCCGAAUUUUUCGAGUUGAGCUAUUGAUGUCAUGGAAAACGUUUAGUUGGUGGUUGGGGUGGUCUCGCGAUGAUGGCACCACAAUUUUUAUUGGUACCAAGAUGUUUCUGUAUUUGUUUUUCUGUGUUUAUAACCCAUGAUACACAGUGUUUAAAUAUACCAUAAAAAUGCAGUGUUCCUUGUCAUGCGAAGUGGAAGGGGUACCUUUUUGGUCCUAAAUAAAGUAUCUCCACGGAGAACAAGCACUUAUUACACACUUCCGAGUUAAAUCUGUAAUCUCCGCCAAAUAUUUUUGUUAUCUUUUAUGUAUCUUUGUUGCAGUUGAUUUUGCUUUGAAAGUCAUCAAAUAUUCAGAUGAUACUACAAUACGACUUCAGGUGGGUAGUAUUUUUAUAAUUAGCAACAAAUUAUCCAACUGAUAAUUUUUUAAAUAUUUACAAAUUUAACCCUUUAAUUUCUAAGAUUACAUUAGUAAUUCUCCCUACUGUCUGCCAUACAAUUCAUAUGAUAUUAGUUAGGAGAAUUUGGAAUUGGAUCAACCAAUAAUCCCUCAAUUGGUAAUUUUCUUUAUUCUCACUACUUGUCUGCUUGAUAUUAAACUGAUAGUGUAAGGAGAAAUUCUCUCUAGGUCACUAGUGGGACUUAAAGGGUUAAUAAAGAUAGUUUAAAAUAAUUUUGAUUUUUUCUGAUUUUUUCAGACUCACACAAUAGGCCUUGCCAAAAAGGAGGCACUGCUCCUAAUCUAUUUUGUUUUUAAGUACAUUUUGCACUUCAUUUUGCACUUCAUUUUGCUUUAUUCCACACUAAUUUUCCCUUUUUUUUUUGUUUCCAAAAUUUGAAUGAUUCAUGAAUGUGAAUCCUUACAUGGUUAUACAGUUGUGGGAUAUUGCUGGUAAGUUAACAAUUUUUUUCCACAUUUUAACUAGAAGAAAGUGAACUUUUGAGCAGGGGAUAAUUUACUCAACUUUUUACCUCCAAGAUUUAAUUAUCAAUUUCACAUCAUCUGCCAUACUUUUAGCAGUCAGUAAGAGAAGGACCCUUCACCAUCUCACCUCUCACCUCUCACCUCUCACCUCUCACCUCUCACCUCACCUCUCACCUCUCACCUCUCACCUCUCACCUCUCACCUCUCACCUCUCACCUCUCACCUCUCACCUCUCUCCAUAUCCCUUUAUCCCUCCCCCCUAUGAGUUAACCUAUACACCUCACCCCUGCCCUGCCCUGCCCCUUUCUUGAUCUGUCAGUCAUGCAGGUUUUGUAAGGGUCUCCACAUGUAAAAAACAGGUAUCUGUUAACUCUUAUUUGACAUAAACUGUUUACCCUCUACACCCUAACAUCAAUAUGCAUAUUCUCCACACUUUUCUUAAUAUAUUUCUCAAGGUGUAAACAAGGAGAAAAUUUUUCAAAAGUCAAGGGCUCUUUAAUUGUUGAUCAUUUCCUUUAUUCUCCUGACCUUAAUGUGUGAUUCAGGGGUGAUAUUGUAGGGAGAAAUUAGAUGUAAGUCACAAUUAAGGGUCAAAGAGUUGAGAACUAAUUAUUAUUCUGACUUAAUGGACAUCAACAAUUUUCAGGGCAGGAAAGAUUUUCAUCAAUGACAAGAGUCUACUACAAGGGAGCUGCAGCUUGUGUUAUAAUGUUUGAUCUGACCAGUCAACAGACAUUUAAUAGUACAAUAAAAUGGAAGAGAGACCUGGAUAGCAAAUGUACACUUCCUAAUGGAAAGACAAUCCCAUGUAUAUUAGUAGGAAAUAAAGUGAGUUAUAUACCAAUCAACACAAUUGAUUUAGUAAAUAGAUUCCAUUUUGCCACGCAUCUUUUCAGUAAUGUGAUGAGAACAAAGAAGUGGGACACAAGGCACAAGUGACUGGCUUACUAACUAGUGUUAUGCUAGAGUAAUAUCAUGUCAUGUUGCUGUAAGAGGUUAUCCAGUUUUAAUAUUUGUCUUCAUUAGGGCCUGAUGUGAAAACUCAAUAACUGCUCCAUUAUGAUUUAUAGAUAUGGUUAUUCCUGCUUUCAGUUGACAUCUCUUUGGUUAAAUUCUAUAAUUCAAAUUUCACCAUUUUUCUUUUCAUUUAAUCUUCAGAGUGAUUUAUCAAGCACAAGACCCAUUGAGAAAGAAGCAAUUGACAAGUUAUGUAAAGAAAAUGGCUUCUUGGGUUGGACAGAGAUGUCAGUCAAAGAAGAUGUCAAUGUAUCAGAGACAAUGGAGUAAGAAAGAUCUUCCCUUUUUUUUUCUUUUCAUCUUCUAUGUUAAAAUCUUCUUGCCUUCAAUGCAUUUUGGCAUGGAUACUUCCUAGAUAAACCACUCAGCUGAUAUAUGAGUGUUGUCAAUGGGAGGGGAGAGAUGGGGGGUUCUGAUCCUGAUUCAUGGAUGAAUGUUAAGCUUAGAAAAAAUUUAAAUGUUACAUCUAUUUUUGAAAGUAUUUCAUCUCACAACUUUAAAGGGAAAACUUCAAAUCUCACCUCACCUUGCCUUAUUGAAAAAUUAAUGUGCCAGAAAUUAAUAAUUUAUUUAUUUUGGGCUCAAUCGUGCUUCGCCUAAAAAACUUUUGCUACCCUUGCAUGUUUAUUCCAUCAUUAUCUUCUCACUGGAUAAGAGAUUGAUGAUUUGAGGAGAUGUUACAAGUUUUCACUUCAGGUACAGUGUAGUGAAGGGGUCAUGUAACCAUUAAUUUCUACUUGAAUUAUUUUUCCAGAUACUUAUUAGCAGAACUGUUAGACAGCUGUAAAAACAAUGAAGAAAAAGUUGCUCAGAACAACACUAGUACUGAUCAAGGAGGAUUUAUUGAACUCACAAGUCACAGGAUCACUAAAGAAAAUGCCAGCAGAUCAGGAUGUUGUUAAGUUAGCUCAUAAAAAAUAGAAUAACUGAUCAAGAUUUCUGUUUGAUUUUUUAACUGGUUAUAGUGAAUUCAUCCCUCCUUGUACCAUGUGGGAGAAUUUUAUAGAGUGAUAUAUCAAGGGUAGCCUGACUGUAUAUCAAGCAUAUUUUUUCAAAAGUGAAUGAUUAUUUUUUGAGGAAUUGUUGAAGCCACCAUGUCAGAAUUUUAAUAGUAAGAAAUCAUGGAGUGGGUGAAAAAAGUCUACUUGCUAGUGGGGGGUGGGGAGGGUGUACCAGUGAAGGGUAAAGGGGUCCAAACCCUUUCACUCCCACACUGGUUUUUUUUUCACCAGGCCUCCCUCCUUCUGCCCUUUCAUCAUGGGGUCAUGGGAGGGGGUUGAGGAGUGUACUACUGAAGGGUAAUGGGGUCCCAACCCUUCCACUCCCACACUGGUUUUUUUCACCAGGCCUCCCCUCUUCUGCCCUUUUAUGGGGUGGUAGGGUAUAAUGCAUAUGUGUGAUUAUCAUGUAACCAUCUAAAUUAUGUUUUUGUUACAGGAAAAAAGGUAUAGAGGGUGGGAAAUCAUUAAUUUAGUUUUAGGGAAGAGGGUUUUAUAGAAAAUAAAAUUAAUGAUAAUGUAUAUAAUACAGUUUAUAUCAGUGUUUCAGGAAAAGUAGGCAAUAUGCAUCUGUGCAUGUUUACGCAGAGCUUACACUAAUAAUGUUUGCAAUGAUCUUGAUUUGCUAACCAAGCACAGUCGAUCAUACCAACCAUUAAGGAAAUUUUGAGUCGUCACCAGUGCUUUCAAGCAGGCUGUAUUCAAUCUUUCAUUCCAGGCAUAAAAUCAUUUUCCCCUAAAAUUUGUCAAUAGUUUUUAAGAAGUGUCAUUGUUUUGCAUGAUAGUGGUUUUCACUCAGCUUUGUUUUUUGAGUGCUCAUUAAAUACUAUAGCAUGUAAAAUCUACACAGUCUGCUUGCUGAAUACAAUUACAUCACAAGGUUGAUUUUUUUUUAAUUUAAAUGUCUUCUAUUUUAUAAAAAAAUGAUUAAACAUACAAAGUAAAAAAUGAAGAUAUUUAUAUUAUGGAAAAAGAAUUGAACAAAGAAAGUUUAUGCAGCUGAUCAGUCAAUUCAAUGAAGUGAUUUGUAGUUGUUAUAAAAUAAUAAGGAAUUGCCUAAAAAUUUAUUUAAAAAAUUAUAACUUAGGCACAUGCAUACAGAGAUUUUCCACAUACAAUUAAGAUAUUAUUAAACGUCGUUAUACAGUUUUGUCUGGGG